This is a messenger RNA of Nannospalax galili (Upper Galilee mountains blind mole rat), 1677 nucleotides long. It is a transcript of the gene Lypla2, whose product is annotated as lysophospholipase 2. The record is from RefSeq and is a predicted model, not a curated record. The coding region runs from base 181 to 876 and encodes 231 amino acids. Gene Ontology annotation, cellular component: cytoplasm. Gene Ontology annotation, molecular function: palmitoyl-(protein) hydrolase activity; carboxylic ester hydrolase activity. Gene Ontology annotation, biological process: protein depalmitoylation. Lineage: Eukaryota; Metazoa; Chordata; Mammalia; Rodentia; Spalacidae. The transcript is spliced from 10 exons.
UGCCACUGGCCGGGCUACUUCCGGCAGCGCGAUGGCUGGGUUCCCGGGAUUCGAACGGAAGUUCCGGCGGGGGCGUCCGAGGGGGACGAGUGUGUCUGUGCCGGAGAAAGGGGAGCAUCGCUCGAGUGGUCUCGGAAGCCCUUGGGAGUGAGGCCCAGCCUGCAGGAAGCCCUGCAGUGUAUGUGUGGUAACACAAUGUCUGUGCCCCUGCUCACUGACGCUGCCACCGUGUCUGGAGCUGAGCGGGAAACGGCUGCGGUUAUUUUUUUACAUGGACUUGGAGACACAGGGCACAGCUGGGCUGACGCCCUCUCCACCAUCCGGCUUCCUCACGUCAAGUACAUCUGUCCCCAUGCGCCCAGGAUCCCUGUGACACUCAACAUGAAGAUGGUGAUGCCUUCCUGGUUUGACCUGAUGGGGCUGAGUCCAGAUGCCCCAGAGGAUGAGGCUGGCAUUAAGAAGGCAGCGGAGAACAUCAAGGCCUUGAUUGAACAUGAGAUGAAGAAUGGAAUCCCUGCCAAUCGAAUUGUCCUGGGUGGCUUUUCACAGGGUGGGGCCCUGUCCCUCUACACAGCCCUCACCUGUCCCCAUCCUCUGGCUGGCAUCGUGGCAUUGAGCUGUUGGCUGCCUCUGCAUCGGAAUUUCCCCCAGGCAGCCAAUGGCAGUGCCAAGGACCUGGCCAUUCUUCAAUGCCAUGGGGAGCUGGACCCCAUGGUGCCUGUGCGGUUUGGAGCCCUGACAGCUGAGAAGCUCCGGUCUGUUGUCACACCUGCCAGGGUUCAGUUCAAGACAUACCCAGGUGUCAUGCACAGCUCCUGUCCUCAGGAAAUGGCAGCUGUGAAGGAAUUUUUGGAGAAGCUUCUGCCUCCCGUCUAAUCCAUUGCUGGCCCCCAGUGCAGUCCCUCAGUUCACAGGGGACCCAGCAAGCAAGCACGGCACCAUCUUGGAUCUGAGCCGGUCGAGCCCCUGCCCCCUUUUUCCUACCCUGUCCUCUUCCCACAGGCCUCUGGGGCAGGUGGCCGAGGCUGGCCAGGCCUUCCCUGCUGACCUCGGCCAUCUGGCAGUCAACAGCAGGGAUGGACUGCUUCCUUACCCUACACCCCCAGAGGCGGGCCCCUGGCAGCAGUAUUGGAGGGGCCAUAGGCAGCGGGAGAAAGGGGCCCAGCCGCUGACCCACUCACUCAGGACCUCAUUCACUAGCCCCGCUUUGGGCCCCCUCCUGCGACCUCAGGGUUUGGCCCGUGGGGCCCUCCUGGGUUCCCACCCCAGUGAUUCUGCCCGGAUAAUCGCGUCUCUCCUGGCUCACUGCAGCUGCUUUUCAGUCAUGAAUGUGUCGGUGUCCAUGGCCCAGGGCCCCUUGCUGCUGUGGGCUGCCCUCCCCUGGGCAGGCAUGUCGGUGAGGAGGAAGAGUCCUUCAGGGCCUCCCCUCAGCCGUUCCCUCCCCCUUGGGGCUGGGCCCUACCUCCCUGUGGCCCUUCCUUGCAGGCCUGGAGCCUGCAGGACUGGAUUGAGGUUCAGGGGCCCUCUGCCCCUGCUGUCUCACCCUCACUAUGUUCCCACUCUAGGGCCAGGGAGGUGGUGGGGGAGGAGUUGUGUCUCGUCUUCUGUCUCCAUGUGGUUUUGGGUGUUUUUCUUGUUUUGUCCUGGAUUCCAAUAAAAAUUAAGUUGCUUCCUCAA